AUGCGUGCUCUCCUCCAGCCCAGCAGCCAGGAAACCCGCCUCAUCCAAACCACUCUGGGUACCCCAGUCCCAGACCUCAACGCCAAUGAGCACCUGAUUCGCGUCCACUGCGUCUCCCCCUGCGCAAACGAACUCAACUGGCUCAAAUACUUCGCCCCGCCGAAGCCCCGGACUCAAAUCCCCUGCUACGACAUCGCCGGCACAGUCGUCAAAUCGCCCGCCCAUUCCCCUUUCUCUGUCGGAGAUGAGGUUUACGCUCGCACAAACUAUCUCGACCCGACACUCAGCUGGGCGGAGUCGACUGCUGUCCCGCUUUCCGCGCAGACGGCUUGGCAGGCGUUAUUCGUCCAGAGCGGAAUUGGGGACUUUGGCAGUGACGGGUGGAAGGGAAAGAGGGUUCUGGUGACGGCUGCUUCUGGGGGAGUGGGGAUCUGGGUUACCCAGAUUGCGAGGCUGGUUGGUGCAACGGUGGUCGGGACGUGCGGAUCGAGGAAUGUGGACUUUGUGAAGGGAUUGGGGGCAAGUGAGGUCAUUGAUUAUCGCAAGACCGAUUUGCGGGCGUGGGCACAGGAGCCGGGGAGCCCGGUUGACGUGGUGGUUGAUUGUGUUGGGGGCAAGUCCCUGGCGGAUGCGUGGUGGUGUGUGAAGGAUGGGGGUGUUGUGGUUAGCAUCUUCCAACCUCCAGAGCAGGUUCGACCGGAGGGGUUGGAGGAGAAGCGUGUGAAGAGUUUGUUCUUUAUCAUGGAGCCAAAGAGGGAGCAUCUUGAGGCUAUUACGAAGCUUGUUGAGGCCGGGAAGUGCCGGCCAGCUGUGGAUAGUAUUUGGCCUUUGGAGCUUUUUGAGGAGGCUUUUGCGAGGUUGGAUGGGGGACAUGCUAGGGGGAAGAUCAUUUUGGAUUUGACUCUUAAUCAGUGA
This is a messenger RNA of Aspergillus bombycis, 915 nucleotides long. RefSeq names its product NADP-dependent oxidoreductase. The transcript is spliced from 2 exons. Bases 1 to 915 code for a protein of 304 amino acids. The record is from RefSeq and is a predicted model, not a curated record. Gene Ontology annotation, molecular function: zinc ion binding; oxidoreductase activity. Lineage: Eukaryota; Fungi; Ascomycota; Eurotiomycetes; Eurotiales; Aspergillaceae.